AUGAACUUGUAUGAACUUUGUUUUGGGCACAGACAUAUCUUCCUGUUUGACGGGGCUGUGAUCGUCUGUAAGAGACGAGGAGACAACUAUGAGAUGAAGGAUGUGAUCGAUCUCAACUACUUUAAGAUCACCAACAACCCCACCCAGGAUAGAGAGAGCAAGAAGUGGUUCUAUGGUUUCUACCUGACCCAUCAGCAGGGGCAGAGCGGCUUUGAGUUCUUCUUCAAGACCAAGGAGCUGAAGAAGAAGUGGCUGGACCAGUUUGACAUGGCAAUAUCCAACAUCAGACCAGAGAACUCCAAUAACAACUUCCACCAGUUCAGGAUGCAUACCUUCAUCAGAAUCACUACCUGUAGCUCCUGUAACCUGCUCCUCAGGGGUAUCUUCAACCAGGGCUAUCUCUGUCUUAAGUGUGGACUCGGAGCUCAUAAGGAAUGUCUGGGUAGAGUGGGUGUCUGUGGAAGAACUGAUUCUGCCAAGCUGAGGCCUGAGAGGGCUCCAACGGUGCGGAAACAACCAGACCCAGGUCUCCCUAGGAUGCUGGUGAUCAGAGACUACUGUGGCAUCCCCUCUCCCCAGAGUGCCCCCCCGUUGACCAUCCAUGCUGGGGACAUCAUCGAGCUCAUCUGUGCCGACCUACACAGCUCCUGGUGGCAGGGCAAGAUCUUGGCGACGAGAGAGUCUGGUUCCUUUCCCAGCGAUGCCGUUAGGCCAUGCCCAUGUGUACCAAAACCAGUGGAUUAUUCAGCCCAGCUGUGGUUUGCAGGGCCAAUGGAGAGGCAGGAGGCGACGGUAAAGCUGAUGGACAGAGAGAACAGCACCUACCUGAUCAGACACCGGACCAGAGAGUCUAACGAGUAUGCCAUCAGUAUCAAGUUCAACGACGAAGUCAAACACAUCAAGAUCCUGACAAAGAAUGAAUGCUUUUACAUCGCAGAGACCAGGCUGUUUAGGACUGUGUUGGACCUGGUCGACUACUACAAGCAGCAUUCUCUGAGAGAGGGCUUCAAGAGUCUGGACACAACUCUGCAGGUACCAUUCAGGGAGCCAAGCAACGGGAACAACAUGCCCCAAGGCAUCCGGCACACUGGCACUGUGUUCUCUCCCAGGGUGGUGGGCAUCGCGUUGGCACGCUACGACUUCAGCUCCAGAGACACCAGAGAGCUGUCUCUACAAGAGGGAGACGUCGUCAAGAUCUACACCAAGAUGGCUAACGGCUGGUGGAAGGGAGAGGUCAACGGCAAGGUGGGCUGGUUCCCCUCUACCUAUGUGGAAGAGGAAGACUGAGCUGGUUGGUUAAACCUCAGAUCUCAGGUGACACGGCUAUAGCCCACACUGCACUACGGCUCCAGACAUCCUCCAGGUUGUAGAGCCACAGCAUCCUGGCAUUCUGAUAGAACUCAGACAAGACAAAAGCCCCAAGCCAGACAGAUGGAAGUAGGAAAUGCCCUCUGUCCUCAUCAUCCAUCCUCACCCUACCUAUCCUCAACACACCCAUCCUCCUCAACACACCCCUCCUCACCUCUCCCAUCCUCACCCCACCUAACCUCAGCCCUCCCCUCCCAUCCUCACCCCUCCUCAUCCUUCCUAACCCCUCUCCACCUCAUCCCCACCUCACCUAUCUUCACCCCUCCCCACCUUAUCCCCUCCCCACCCCACCCACCCAUCCUCACCCCUCCCCACCUUAUCCCCACCUCAUCCCCUCCACCCCGCCCUACCUCAUCCCCUCCACCCCGCCCUACCUCAUCCCCUCCUCACCCCUCAUCCAUCCUCACCCCUCCCCACCCCUCCCCACCUCAUCCCCUCCUCACCCAUCCUAUCCUCACCCCUCCCCACCUCAUCCCCUCCACCCUCCCUACCUCACCCCUCCUCAUCCCUCCCCACCUCACCCCUCCUCACCCCACCUCACAACUUCCCACCUCAUCCCUCCUUAUGACCUGCACUGUUUUAUUCUGACUGCACUAUAGACUCCAGACUUAAAGUAGAGACACUCCCUCCCUGGUUGAGAGUCAAACUUGAUGAAGCUGGUCUUCUCUUACCUUGUGUUGUUAUUGAUAACGUCACUGGUUAGUCUGACAGAUUAGUCAAUUAUUAAACACUCUUGGCACGAAAGCAAGAGAUUUUUCUGCUUUUCUACACCCACAGUGUUUGAAGACUUGUUUGUUGUGCUAAAAUGAUUCCAUUAUGUGACCGCUAUGCUCCCCUUAUAUACAGUGAGCUCCAAAAGUAUUGGGGCAGUGAUAUUUGCAUCUGCAUCGCUUGCUGUUUGGGGUUUUAGGCUGGGUUUCUGUACAGCACUUUGUGACGUCGGCUGUAUAAAUACAUUUGAUUGGUCGAUUGAUUUGUUGUUGUUGUUGUUGUUGUUGUUGUUGUUUUGGCUCUGUACUUUAACACUUUGGAUGUUAAAUGAAACCAUGACUGAGGUUCGGCUAUAGAGUGUUUAACCCCAUUGUAUUUGUUUUCAAAUCCAAAGUCUGCAAUUUAACCCCAUUGUAUUUGUUUUCAAAUCCAAAGUCUGCAAUUUAACCCCAUUGUAUUUGUUUUCAAAUCCAAAGUGCUGGAGAACAGAGUAAAAACAACAAAAACUGUGUUACUGUCCCAAUACUUUUGGAGAUCACUGUAUGACAUUACCUGUUUCCUGUAUAACAGCCCCCCUGAAAAAAAAUGUAAAAUAGGUUUUAAAUUGUUGGACACAGAAAAAAUAUAUAUAAAACCACCAGCAAAUCAGAUCCAAAUUAUGUUAUUUUAGAAAAUCUAUUCCACAGUAUUCCCCAUGCAUAAUCAAGAGAAAUAUGUGAUCGUAUAUGCUGUUCCACUGGAUGUCAUAAGGUGAAUUCACUAAUUUGUAAGUCGCUCUGGAUAAGAGCGUCUGCCAAAUGACUUAAAUGUAAAUGUAAAUGUAAAUGUAUAUACAAAUGUAGAAGUGAUAGUGUUUGUCAAAUAUGGUAUCUGUUUGUGGCUUCUUGCAGUCACUUUGUAGUCUACAAAUGAUUUGUAAUGAUGUUCCCGGGCCCCCACCAUCCCUUCAGAAUCCAUUGGCUGAUCUCUGCUAUAUAAGAACAAUGACUGAUAUUGUUAUUGAUUCCUGUUGAAUGUGACAGUCAUCCCUCUAUACUGUUACCCAUUGUUCACCUGUGUUUUUUCUCAUCAGGAGAUUUGUUUAAAUAGCAAUUCAGUAGUGAGCCAGAAAAAAACAAAGCAUAUUUAGCCUCCAGAGUAUGGCCAAGUAUUAUCUCCUGUACAUCAUUUUGAUGGAUAGCCAUGUAAACUUUGCCGGACAGAGUUUGACGUCGACGUAAAAUCAUUACAGAGUCGAACUGAGAGACGGUUUCUUAAUUUGGCUUAUUCGAGACAAUCCGAUUUUGUUCAGUUUGAGUAAAAAGACCACUUGAUGCUUAAAGCAAAUACAUAUUUUACGGUGUUAAAAAUCACUUCCUUGUUGAAUGCUGAUCUCAUCCUCUAUGUUGAAUUAUAUUUUCUGAAAUGUGUAGUUGCAGUUCCUGUUUUUAUUUUUUAUUAACAUUUAUUAAAUCGUUUGUAUUACUA
Messenger RNA from Oncorhynchus masou masou (cherry salmon), 3546 nucleotides. RefSeq names its product guanine nucleotide exchange factor VAV3-like. The record is from RefSeq and is a predicted model, not a curated record. Gene Ontology annotation, biological process: cell migration; regulation of GTPase activity. Gene Ontology annotation, molecular function: guanyl-nucleotide exchange factor activity; protein binding. The transcript is spliced from 14 exons. Gene Ontology annotation, cellular component: plasma membrane; cytoplasm. Lineage: Eukaryota; Metazoa; Chordata; Actinopteri; Salmoniformes; Salmonidae. The coding region runs from base 1 to 1287 and encodes 428 amino acids.